Molecule: messenger RNA, 894 nt
Organism: Puccinia triticina
Lineage: Eukaryota; Fungi; Basidiomycota; Pucciniomycetes; Pucciniales; Pucciniaceae
Exons: 3
Coding region: 1-894 (297 amino acids)
Source: RefSeq, a predicted model, not a curated record
AUGACCAUCACCAUCCCGAGCCAUCCCUCGCCCCAGUUCACCCUCAACCCGCCCUCCCCACUCCAGCCUCGUGCCCAUCCCAAAGCCGUCUUAUCGCCCGUCCUCCUCUCGGAGAAGCCCCGGAAGAAGGAUUUCCCGAGCGUGGCCAAGCUGCUCGACGGGCUCAGCUUCCAGGAUGAAACCCAUCCGGACUUCAUCCUGCGCGCCGCCCGAUUCAAAGCUAAGGCCAAUCCGCUCAUCCAUCGUUCCUCGCUCAUCGACCCUCCCACCCUCCACGUUCGCUCGUCUAUCGACGCCUCCAGCCCUAUUAGCAGUCCUCUUACGCCAACCAACACCCUCUCACCAUCGAUAGUCGCGCCCCCCUCCCCGUCGAUACCCCUCAUCCUCCAGAGAACAUCAUCUGACUCUACCACCACCACCACUGCUACUACCUCACCCAUAACUCCGUUCUCACCCUCCUCCACGUCCAACGGCUUCCAUGCAGUCAGUAGCCCUGACCACCAAGCACCUAUCAGCUCCCGCAAACGUCCGUAUAAUCCAUCUGAGCAGGAUGAAGAGGACAGUGAUGAAGAGAAGAGCGAGUCUGAGAGUGAGCGGGCUGCGGGUCAUCCGACGUUCGGUCUGGGGAUCGAUUGGCAGGCCGGACUCAUCACACAGUCCAGAAGACCCCACGCCGAUCCCGAGCGGCCCCUCGCCCGUCCCUCCCAUUUCUGGCGAACCAAACUCCCCCUCGACCCUCCUGCUGAUCAUCGUCUGACUGAGAAGACCCAUAUCGCCGCGCAUGAAAGCCAGUUCAUCGGCUUGAUGGCCUCCAGAUCUCUCGAGAUCCGUCAGACUGACAAACGGAGGCGGUUUGUUCAUGGAGCCCGAUUCCACCCUCACGGGAUCCGGUAA